AUGCCAAUCUUUCCAUUUUUAGUAACCCUGAUAUCUUGCCUAUUCCUUCUCAUCUCUCCAGGGGUGUUUGGCUACUCCAUAUCUGAGAUUAGAUCAUGGUGCAGUCAAACACCUCAUCCGGAGUCUUGUGAGAGCGUCUUGGCCGGUAAGCCGAACUACGGUCCGCUGAGCCAAAAACCGGACUUCAUCAAGGCGUUAGUGAAGGUUACCCUUGAACGAGCUGCAGACGCCGAGUCGAACACUCGUGGGCUCGGUGCGAAAUGCCGGAACAACCUCGAAAAGGCCGCAUGGAAAGACUGUUUGGAGCUUUACGAAAACACGGUGUGGAGGAUCAACAUGACGGUCGAUCCGAACCGGAAGUGUAGCCAGAACGAGAUGCAAACGUGGCUCAGCACAGCCCUCACUAAUCUCGAGACGUGUCGGGCUGGGUUCGAGGAGCUCGGCGUUGGCGGCUACUUGUUGCCGCUAAUGAAGAAUAAUGUGUCGGCUUUGAUCAGCAACACGUUGGCGAUGAACAAAGGCGGAUCUCCGCCGGAGACUUACCCGAAUGGGUUCCCUAGUUGGGUGAAACCCGGUGAUCGGAAGCUCUUACAGUCUUCGAAUCCGGGUUCUCAGGCGAACUCCGUGGUGGCUCAAGACGGUUCUGGGAACUAUAAGACGAUCGGAGCCGCGGUGGCGGCCGCGAAAUCGGGCGGUGGGAGGUAUGUGAUAUAUGUGAAGGCUGGGACUUAUAAUGAAUAUGUGCAGAUUGGAUCUGGAUUGAAGAACUUAAUGAUAAUUGGAGAUGGUAUUGGGAAAACUAUCAUAACUGGUAGUAAGAGUGUUGGUGGUGGUUCUACCUCUUUCAAUUCAGCCACUUUUGCUGUGGAUGGAGAUGGAUUUAUUGGUCGUGGCAUCACGAUUAGAAACACGGCCGGGCCACAAAACCAACAAGCGGUGGCGUUGCGUAGUGGCUCUGAUCUUUCGGUGUUCUACCAAUGUAGCUUCGAAGGCUACCAAGAUACGCUCUAUGCUCUCUCGAACCGACAGUUCUAUAGACAAUGUGACAUUUAUGGCACCGUUGAUUUCAUCUUUGGCAACGCGGCCGUGGUCCUUCAGAGCUGCAACAUUUAUGCCCGUGACCCUCCUAACAAGACCAACACGUUGACCGCACAAGGGCGGACCGAUCCGAACCAGAACACGGGAAUAUCGAUCCAUAAUUGUCGUGUCACGGGUGUCUCGAGCUUAAGUGGGGUUAAAACGUUUCUCGGGAGACCAUGGAAGCAGUAUUCAAGGACCGUUUAUCUCAAAACGUAUCUUGACGGUAUCGUGAACCCGGCGGGUUGGAUGCCGUGGAGCGGAAAUUUCGCGCUCGAUACUUUGUAUUAUGGCGAGUACAUGAAUACAGGCCCGGGUUCAUCAACCGCGAAUCGGGUUAAUUGGAAAGGGUACCGUGUGAUCACUAGUGCGGCGGAGGCCGGAAAGUUCACCGUCGGGAGCUUCAUCGCCGGCGGAUCUUGGUUGCCGGCGACCGGUGUGGCCUACACUUCUGGCCUUUAAUUAAUUCCCUCAUACAAUAUAUCAUCAAAUGUUAAUGUAUUUUGUAAUUGAUUAUUAAUUAUUACAUGUUUAAAGCUCAAGAAUAAAUAGUUGAUUAUACACAUAAUUAUUGAUGCUUAUAAAUGAUUUAAAAGAAAAUAUAGCCUU
Cynara cardunculus var. scolymus (artichoke) is the source of this 1686-nucleotide messenger RNA. RefSeq names its product pectinesterase 2-like. Gene Ontology annotation, molecular function: pectinesterase activity; pectinesterase inhibitor activity. Gene Ontology annotation, biological process: cell wall modification. The record is from RefSeq and is a predicted model, not a curated record. NCBI's taxonomy places the organism in Eukaryota, Viridiplantae, Streptophyta, Magnoliopsida, Asterales, Asteraceae. The transcript has 2 exons. Bases 1 to 1539 code for a protein of 512 amino acids.